AUGGGUUUUUAAAGAAUACAUGUGUAGCGAUAAAAAAUGCACUCUAAUCUUAAAUUUUUUAAGAAAAUAAAAAUUCUAUUAGUAUAGGAUUUAUAGGCUAUUGUCAUGAGCUGCAUUUUUAUAAUGUUAGUAAAAGACUUAAUUAGCCUUAAAUUUUU
Ichthyophthirius multifiliis is the source of this 158-nucleotide messenger RNA. RefSeq lists its product as hypothetical. The annotation marks the transcript as partial. The record is from RefSeq and is a predicted model, not a curated record. The transcript has a single exon. NCBI's taxonomy places the organism in Eukaryota, Ciliophora, Oligohymenophorea, Hymenostomatida.